CGCCAUAUUGCGAUUGCAGUGUUCAGGGACGCUUUUAUGAAGUGCCGUGGAUACAAAUAGACAAACUCAUUUUUGAAAUUAUGACUCAGACUGUGCAGUCUAAUGGGAUCCAGCCACUAAGUAAGACGUGGGAACUCAGUUUAUAUGAGUUACAAAGGACGCCUCAGGAAGCCAUUACAGAUGGAUUGGAAAUUGCAGUGUCUCCAAGAAGCUUGCACAGCGAGCUGAUGUGUCCCAUAUGCCUGGAUAUGUUAAAAAAUACCAUGACCACAAAAGAGUGUUUGCACCGUUUCUGUGCUGACUGUAUCAUCACAGCUUUGCGCAGCGGAAAUAAGGAGUGUCCAACAUGUCGAAAGAAGUUGGUUUCAAAGCGAUCUCUGAGGCCUGAUCCAAAUUUUGAUGCUCUAAUAAGUAAGAUUUAUCCAAGCCGGGAUGAGUAUGAGGCCCAUCAAGAACGUGUCCUGGCACGUAUCAGCAAACACAACAACCAGCAAGCUCUGAGUCACAGCAUCGAAGAGGGCCUGAAAAUACAGGCCAUGAACCGACUGCAGAGAGGUAAGAAGCACCAGAUUGAAAAUGGAAGUGGUGCAGAAGAUAAUGGUGACAGUUCUCACUGUAGUAAUGCCUCAGUGCACAGCAACCAGGAAGCAGGACCCAGUAUUAAAAGAACCAAGACUUCAGACGACUCUGGCCUCGACAUGGACAACACCACAGAAAACGGAAAUGGAGAUAUGGCACUUGAUGGAGCUAGUGAAAUUGAGCUUGUGUUUCGGCCUCAUCCAACACUAAUGGAGAAAGAUGAUACUGCACAGACCAGGUACAUUAAGACAUCUGGGAAUGCCACAGUAGACCAUCUUUCGAAAUACUUGGCAGUCCGCCUUGCUCUUGAAGAACUGCGAAAAAAUGGAGAUGCUAAUCCCAUCAAUAUGGAUGCUGCAAGUGAGAAACAAUACACAAUCUACAUUCCCACUUCCAGCGGCCAGUUUACGGUACUCAAUGGUUCUUUCUCACUGGAGCUGGUCAGUGAAAAAUACUGGAAGGUUAACAAACCUAUGGAGCUGUACUUCGCACCAACUAAAGAGCACAAAUAGAGGAAAGACAUCCUAAUGCGAACUGAGAACUCUCUUCUGUACCCUUACAGUGUGUCUGUUUGGAUUUACCUGGUUCCAGAAAGCACUCUUUCCUGGAUGAAGUGUUGCUGCUUUUUUUAAAUAUACAAGCUUGAGGGGGUUCAUUUGUAUUUUGGAGCUUCACAGACAUCCUUGGCAGAAAUAAUUUCUAAAAAGUGGGUUUCUUGCCUAUAAAUACAUGCUGAUAAUCUGUACAGUUCUUAAGGGGCUUUGCUGAAAGGAUUCAUUUAUUCUGAUAUUCCUCUCUUUUUUUCCCCCUGGAACCCCAUUGUUGUUUAGACCUGCAGAACUCCCAAGAAAAGUUUUACUAUGGAAAUGGUGGAACAUUUUUCAUUUUGUCAGCUUCCUUUUAAUACAGAAUCAAAAGGACUAAAGCAGUUGUUAGCUUUUUGAUGUUUUUAUUGAUUGUAUAUAAUGGACUAAAGCCUCAUUUGUCACUUCCUUCCACCUAUACAGUAAGAAGGCAGCUAAAUGAUAAGACAUCUCUUAGUGUCUUAAUCAAAAUGUGAAAAUCCCUGCUAAUUUUGAGUAGAAAAAUUUCUUCUUUUGACUUUGAGAAGAAUACAUUCAUAUAGAACUAUCUAAUUGUUAACGAUUAAAAUAAAGAUAAACACAGGUCUGUUAAGAGGGAGAGAGGAUGCUCUAAUAUGAUGCAUAUGCAUCUGUGGCUCCUCGUUUUGUUUCUGUGGACUCACUGGGGCUGCAGGUAUUCAUUGCAGCCAGUUAAUUGUUAAUCAUUUAAUUGAAUCAUUUUUCUCCUAUCAUUCCCCUCUAUUAUUUACUGCUAAUGUACAUUAUGUUUUAGAUUUAUGAGAAUGUUUUAAUGUUUUGUGAGCCAAAGCUAAGUAAUAUCUGACCGUAAUAUGUUUUUUUUUUAUUAUUAUCUAAGUAUUUUAUUCUAAGAACUCCAAAGCCUGAUGCAAAUGCUGCCAGGGUAACUCAGCUGGGCUUGGCCUGCUUGUUUGUUUUAGGCUGAAGAGCAAUUAAAGGCUCAGAAUUAUACAACUAAAAUUAAAAGAGGACUCCUGCACAGUAAACAUACACAGACAAGUAGACAGUCUGUACUGUUGCUGAUUCUGAGGUGGCAGACAGAGAUCAGACAUGGGAAAAUAAAUGACUUGUUACUUUAACAGCAAGAAUUGGAUUCAUAUUCUAAUACAUUUGUUACAGCAAAAACCAGCUGCCCUACUGGACACCCAGCAACAAUAUUAAAGGAAUGUUUCACUCAAAAAAGAUAUCUGUUACUUAGCCCGCACUGUUUGUAGUGAUGACAGUGACAAAAUUUAAAUCUCAUGUUCUGAUGGGGACUGGAGAUAAGAACAUUCAGUGAGCUUCAUAUGGGAAUCAAAAUUAGCCAACAGCAAACAAUAUCAGUACACCCAUGGGAAAAUUUUAAUUACUCAUGACGUGUCCAAGUCAUACGCUCACUACAUCUCAAACUUUUUUUUAAACCAUUUCUACAAAAUCCUCUCAUGUAUGAUAGUGAAGGUAACACACAAAAAAGAGAUUGAGCAUUUGAAUUGAAGACCUUCCUCUUCCAUCAUGUAUUGGUUGUUACAUUUAUCAUAGUGGUAGGCCUCAAACUCGUGGUUUCAAGUUUGUGAAGUAGCCACAAUGAAUUUAUUUUUUUUCUUGUUAAGGCAUCUUGGAUAUGCACACAUACAAGACACUUUUAUCACAGAGUGAUAAUGCUUUCACUUGCUUUACUUUAAGUUUUAAUUAUAAACUCCCUCAGACCACAUUUUGUAAUGCUGAUCAGGUAAAACACCAUGGCAACCAAUGAAGGAGAUGUUACUGGGCAGGACCGCUGACCAAUGAAUGGUGAAGGAGAUGAGUCUUCAAUUCAAAUGCUUAAUAUCUUCAAGGCUCUUCAUUGUUGUGGCCCAAGAGGCUUUUUCUGGAAAUAGUUUAUUUGCCAAUACAAAAAAUGUUGUGAACAUAUGACUGGAUACUUGACUUUCAGAUUAGGUCAGACAAAUAAAAUGAUUGUUUCAUGGACAAUUAAAUUUUGCUGCUGUUUUGCCCCAUUGAAUCCCACUUUAUCAGACAUUCUAUUAUCUCCAUUUUCUGUGAAAGCAAUCAGAUGAAAACAUUUUGUUGGCUGUACUACAAAAAAUCUUAAGUGUGUAACAGAUACAAAGUGAUUAUUUUUGGCUGGAGUAUUCCUUUACGACAUACAUAUACUAUAGUCAUGUUGACCCUUCAAACUCACCAGUACCCAAAAAAGAUGGUGUCAGAUAUGAAGUUAAAAAAAAACACAACACACAUACUAGCUUUUAAUUAAAUACAAUAGAUAGGCCUACAGCAGCACAUUAAAAACAGUUUUUGCAGGGUACCAAGCAAGUAUCGUUUAGGAGUACGAAUCCCUCUCAAGCUUUUGGGUAGCCAAUUUUCCUCGCCUCACCCAACCAGCUUGUCCCACUUAUUUCUAUUUCCCCCUACGUGCUCCAAGCAUUUUUCCCACUCUAGCCAUGCCUCUUUGCCUUACUGUGUGGUCAUAAGUCAACCACAGCCUAGCAGUGCUGUCUCCUAAUGGCCCUUAGACAAUUUGUAACCCUGAUUCUCAGCUACACUCUUUAAAUAAGCUGGACAAAGUUGAAAUUGCUUUUACCAGUACCAGAUCGACAAAACCCCUGUGCCUCCACUCUGAAUAUCCUAGCUUUUUUCUGCAGCGGCAAAAAUACUGAAUCAGGUAGAUAAAGGAGCAACAUCUUCGCAAGAACUAGCACUCAAUACUGGUGCACCUACAUAUAAACGGUUAACACCUAGCAGAUAUGGAUGAUGCACUCUUGAUCCCUUAUUUAUACGAUCAGAUAUCUCCUAACUCCUCCAUUGACCACAAUUUUGGUACACCAGUGAUGUUUUUGGGAGUACACCCAUAGAGGCUUGUCACUUGCACUAGAGAUCAAAGAACCCUCUGAAAAUAGCUCUUUUUUUUAAUCUGUAUGGUUUUAUUUUCUGUCCAGGUCAUAAACUCAGUAGCAUAUCAUCUGUCUGCACUGCUUUGGUGGUUUACCUCAUGAUAAAAGGUAUGCGUCAUUUGAUGUUUAACUGUAUUAAAGAAACAGAUGAUAAUCCGAUUAAAUUAAAUUCAGUUUCAGAUAUGCUUAGUUUGUAGGAAUGAAAGUUUUUAACUCACUACCAAAACACUGUGUACCUACUGUAUCUUUAGGGAACAAUAUUAAAAAUAUGUGGGAAAGAAAAAAAAAUCUAGGGCAGGAGUGGUACCAAUUUGUCAGUACAUUCUGGUUAUCUAAGUACGCUGAUUGUUCAUGAAACAAAAUAUAUGAGGAAUGUAAAUAAAAGUAAGAGUUUUAAAUAUUUUAUGGUUUUUACAUUACCUGCUGGAAACUAUUUGGAAAAUGUGCCCUUUUCUUUAGGUCAUCUGUACAAGGUUCUUGAUACGCAUCAAGGUUUCCAUUAUACAGCUGGAUUUUUUAGUGUCUAGGCGCAUAGUAAUUUGUUUUAAACUGCAGUCAAAGACAGCAUCUUGUGCUAAUUUAUAAUGUGGAAGUAUUAACGGACAUCUUAUGUACCAAAUCAUUAUGCGACUAAGCAGUCAGAGAACAGCCCAAAGAACUUCAGUGUCAUGCCACAUGUGUCACAUUUGCGAUUCAGAAACAGUGAUCUGUAGUUUAACCUGGUGAUUCACUCAACAGGCAAGUCAGCCUUUUUUAUUUUAUAAAUCUAUAAGACAUUGGUAAAGCAUUUUUGUUUUGUUUGCUAUAUUUCUUUGUAUAAUGCACUUUGUUACUUUUAAUUCUGCAACCUAUUUUGUAUAGGUUUGUUUUUUUUUGUUUGUUUCCUUACAUUUUAAUAUAGCAUCCCAAUAUUACAAGUG
This is a messenger RNA of Polypterus senegalus (gray bichir), 4971 nucleotides long. RefSeq names its product ring finger protein 2 (gene rnf2). NCBI's taxonomy places the organism in Eukaryota, Metazoa, Chordata, Cladistia, Polypteriformes, Polypteridae. Gene Ontology annotation, molecular function: chromatin binding; ubiquitin protein ligase activity. Gene Ontology annotation, cellular component: PcG protein complex; ubiquitin ligase complex. Bases 81 to 1091 code for a protein of 336 amino acids. The transcript is spliced from 7 exons. The record is from RefSeq and is a predicted model, not a curated record.